AUGGAAGGGGAUGAGCUGACGUUUCCUCUGCUUGAGGAUAUUCAUGUCAAGAACUGUCCAAAGUUGACGUUUCUCCCUAAAGCACCAAUUCUCAGAAUACUAAAGCUGGAAGAAAACAGCCCACAUCUGUCACAGUCAGUUCUUGUAUCUGGAUACAUGUCUUCACUGUCUCAAAUCAAGUUAUCCAUCUGUGCUGAUGAAGCAAUAUUACUACCAGUAAAUGAGGCAGAGGCUUCUGUCACUAAACUGAAGUUAUUUGGCUGCAAUAUGUUGUUUACCACAACCAGUCGACGGAGAGCCGCACAAGGACAGCUCCUACCACAUCUUACCUCGCUACAAAUAGAAGAUUGCCAAGACUUAACAGAGCUUUUUAAUCUCCCCCUAUCCCUCAAGUCUAUUGACAUCGACGGCUGCCCUAAGUUGAAGUCUGUAUGGGAUGAACAGGAGGAUACUGAAUUGGGGACAAACACGCAAGACCCAUCACCAUCAGCAAGGGUGCAUAGUCUACCAUGCCUAGAAACGUUUUAUAUAAACGAUUUUGAUAACUUACCAGGGUUUCGCGAUCUCCCGUCAUCGCUCCAGUCAUUGGCACUGUUUAACUGUCCUAAGGUUCAGUUUCUAUCAGGGAAGCUGGAUGCACUGACAUGUCUAGCUAUUUCUGGAUGCGAGACUUUGAGGUCCUUGGAAUCAUGCCUGGGGGACUUGCCGUCGUUGACAACACUCAUGAUUGAAAGAUGCAAAAGCCUAACAUCCUUGCCGGAUGGUCCUAGAGCUUACUCCUCCUUGGAGAGUCUUGAAAUCAAGUACUGCCCAGCUAUGAAGUCACUUCCUGGAUGCCUCAAGCAACGUCUUGAUAGCGUUGAGGAGAAACUCUUGUCACAUAUGCGCUCCAGCGAUCCACGGGAAGGUGCUAAAUUGCUGGAACCAAAAUCUUGGAAAUAUGUCAUUCGUCGGAACAGAGAUUUGUGAUCCAACACUAUUGAUGAGGCCAUGAAGAAGCUUUUUCUAUUAAGGAUAGCUCCCUAGCAGAGCUCACCCAUUGUUGACUUGGGAUUUGAAUACAUGGGCAAUGCAUCUUCUAGGUUCUAAGAUGGAGCAUUUUGUAUGGUCAAGUCUAUGGCUAAAGCAACUUGGAAACCUCAUCUCGGUGAAAUUAUCUUCUUUUUUCACCAUAUUGUUGCAGACUUAGCAGCAGCAGUAUAUAUUUUUACAUAAUGAAAAUUUUAUUGUUACUCAGUCAAAAAUUAUUCCGAAGGCACUUUCGGGCUCUGCACCAUGACAGUGCACACAGCCAACCCACUCACACAUUCCCACGACAGUGCAGCGGUAUAUAUUCUCACCAAUUACGCAUACUUCGCACGUCCGUGUGAGCACAUCUCUAUGAUUGUAGCUGCUGUAUAUCCAAAUGGGACUUUGGAGUAUCUUAUAACAAGCUUUUAGUAUUGGUUUUUAGGAAAAACUAAUCAACACGGAUUCUGAAUUGUGAUAUAUGCUAGUAAUUCAUCUGUUUAAUUGGACUAGCUAGCUGACAUAAUACAGGGUCCAAAUAUUGAAAUUGAGAUUUCAGCAAGUAGAAAUACAGCAUAAUUAAUACAGGUCCAACAUGUUACCACUUCUUUCCUCGAAUACAAUAUAUACUUACCUAUCACUAGAGCUGAUAAAUCACGUUUCAAACCAAGCAAAUAUCCUCCCGGAGGCAGCCAAAAAAAAAAAAGACCAGACGAAGCUGUCAAAGAAUCGACCAAGGCAUGAGCCACCUGAAAACCUAGCUAGCGAUAUCACACGCCCAAAUUUCUUCGGUCCUGAGAGUUCAGAGCCACCGACGACGCAUCCAACUGCAAAAACCCCAAUUCCAUCAGUCUUCGGAGCUGCCAUCACCAGCAACCAAGGAUGCAAUGCACCUAACUGCAAAACCCCAGUGGAGAACGCCGGCAAACUGGGAUGCGGGUCGGCGACGCCGUCCAGGCAUGACCACAACAUGCUCGACGGAAUGCCCACACGUUUCUAGCCUGACUGCCUGCACCAGCUGCAAACCCGGAUAGGAUUCAGUGUAAUGCAUCUGCACCUACUAGCUUCCAAUUCGUCAGAGCUAAGCCUGAACAAGGUCAGUUUACUUUUCCUCUCUCUCUCUCUCUAUCUCAAACAAAAGUACUUGUCCCUAUGCACAGUGUUCUUUAUCUAUUUGUUGGGAGGAAGUAAAAUUUGAUUCGGAUCGGGCAAUAUAUAUCAGAUGGACCAUUUAGCUGGGCAGAAUUUAGUUUGGGACAAGUUUGAUCUCGGUACUUUAGACUUUGUUCGUUACUCGGGGUUUUCAACCAUUAACUACUAAACGGUGUAUUUUUUUUAAAAAAAAUAUCUAUAUGAAAGUUGUUUAAAAAAAUCAUAGUGAUCUAUUUUUUUUAAAAAAAGGUAAUACUUAAUUAGGCACGCGUUAAUGGUCUGCUCCGUUUUCCGUGCUGGAGGGUAGUGUUCCCAACCAUGAGGAAAUAACACAGCCUAAGAGGUACUGUAUUUUAUUGCUAAUUUUGAUACUACUCAAUAUCUUAUCUGUGUUGAGAUAUAAAAAAAAGAUCAUAAAUUAACUCUAAACAUUGCAGUACUCAUGAAGACCGUAAAAUACUCUCCUCUUAAAGUAAAGAGUUACUACACGAAUUGCAGUACUAUAUUUGCAACAAGUUAAAGUAUGGUGCUGCUUCUUCCAACUAUUGAUCUGGAUCGAUCCACCAUCUCAGCCCACAUAUAGGUGACACACCAUGGAAGAGGACGGCGACACCGUGGCAGGGCGGUUGAUGGCGGUGGCCAGUGAGUGAUGGCCGAUGGCAGUUGAGGUGAAGGCGCUGCUUCGGGCCUCGCUGCCGGACGUUGGGCAUCACCUUAACCAGCAAGGAGGUGUUCACCUGGGCCUGGAUCAACAACCAGCAGCUGCUCCACAUCGGCGACAUUGGCAGAACAAGAAAGUCCUACAUUUGCACAUCGUGCUCCAUGUGAUUAGUUGCAGAGGAUAGGGUGGAGUCCGCUGGGGAUGGAGGUUGUUUGCUAUUUUUCUUUUACUCGUCGUCUCUAUGACAUGAACAAGAAUGUUUUUGUAUUUUUUUCGUGCUUGCUAGAUGAUGGAGGGCUGUUACUGUGCAACGUCGAGCCCAUCUCUAUACCACACCGCUACACCCUUCCAUGAUUCCAUCAUGGACUACCACUUGCCACCCAGUUGCCCUCUCCAUUACCUAUCACAAGACACCGGCCAGUUAUAGCAAGAUCCAGCAAAGCCACCAGGAUCCUAGUUUCACAAUGGAUUUUUGGCUGAAUCAUCUUUUUUGUUUUCUAGUUUGAUUCACCUGUGAGUAAUUUUUAUCACUUGUGUAUGAUUGAGCCUGUAAUUUUUUCAUUCGUACGACUAUUUUGUGGUACAGAUUAACAAUACUCUUAGUAUCAGUUUUUACUCUUAUACUGUGUAUUGAACACAUUAGUAAACAUAUUACUACACGAUUGCUACGA
Molecule: messenger RNA, 3492 nt
Organism: Oryza sativa Japonica Group (Japanese rice)
Lineage: Eukaryota; Viridiplantae; Streptophyta; Magnoliopsida; Poales; Poaceae
Product: disease resistance protein RGA2
Source: RefSeq, a predicted model, not a curated record